Molecule: messenger RNA, 3676 nt
Organism: Colossoma macropomum (tambaqui)
Lineage: Eukaryota; Metazoa; Chordata; Actinopteri; Characiformes; Serrasalmidae
Product: platelet binding protein GspB
Biological process (GO): intracellular protein transport; exocytosis
Cellular component (GO): exocytic vesicle; plasma membrane
Molecular function (GO): small GTPase binding; neurexin family protein binding
Source: RefSeq, a predicted model, not a curated record
UCUGGAGAAGUUUGGUGGUUUGUUAGGUGCACAAGCCUAGGUCCAGUCCCAGGUCCAGGUCCAGGUCUAGUCUGCAGGAUGAACUCAUUUAAAGACGCGACUCUGUUUAUCGACCUGAGCUUCCUCUCCACCGAGGAGGAGGCGGUAAUCCGGCAGGUGCUUCUGAGAGAUGAGGACUUAAAAAGGCUCGAAAUUGGCCGUGUGAGGAGGCUGAGGAAUUCAGUGCCUGACUCCAAGCAGCUGAAGGUUCUGUCAGGAGAAUGGUUUGAGGAGCUCAGGUCGAAGAGAUAUGGACGACAGCCGGCUAUUUCAGCGGUAGUGAGGUCUUCAAUGAGGUGGAAGAAAUCAGCAGGCCAUAAACCGCUGCCCUUCCUGAAUGUUGUGCCUGAGGAAAAAGACGGUGAAAAGGAAGAGAAGAAGACUCGCCCAGAAUUAUCAGUUGACCCCAGAUCGAUCCAUCCUGCUUUGAGUGUUGAGGUCUCCCGGGAAUACAAAGAUGAAGACAUCACUUUGGAAGUUGAGACCCAGUCAAGUCAAACUCCAGCCAAGGACGUUCUACCUGGACGUCUCGUCACUGGCGCCACCGUCCCGGGAAGUCAGUCAGCAGGAAAACCCAAAGAAGUGUAUCAAGAAAAAACAGUUCUUGUCCAGUCUUCUAAACUUGAGCCUGUGCUGCAGCCUAAGUCUAAAGGAGCUGUAGCUACAAGCACCACAACAAACGCUACAACAGCAAAUCCUGUGCUGAACGCUGCCACACUUGGCGCAACAACUAGCGCCAAACCAAAUGCAUCACCUAGCGCAGCAACUAGCGCAAAAACAAGCGCAGCAACUAGCAUCACAUCAGCAAAUGCAGCUAGUAUAGCAACUGCUAGCGCAAGUGCAACAACUACCACUAAAACCAGCACUGCAACAACUAGUGCAGCAACUAGUGCAACAACUAGUGCAACAGCUAUUACAACAACUAGUGCAACAACUAGCGCAACAGCUAGUGCAACAACUAGCGCAACAGCUAGUGCAACAACUAGCGCAACAGCUAGUGCAGGGCCCAGAAGAAAAGUGUCUCUCCCUCCAGCGCUGCAGAAAGACGCAUCGUUUGAGGAGAACUGGGUUAAGAUCUCCCUGGAGGCCAACACAGUGGAAUCAACAGCAGUGGAGAUUAAACCUAAAGCGACAGAUGGAAACAUGCCCGUUGAAACGCUGGCGAUAACAUCUUUCAGUGAAACGCGGGACACAUCAAGUCAGGAUCAAUCAAGUCAGCCUGUCAGCAGUGCUGACUCAAUUAGCACUGGGCCAAAGGUGGAGGCUGGCGAAAUAAUAAGCUCGAGGAAAGUCACAAAGAUAGAAGUGAAGCAGACGCGCACAGUAACGGAGCUGGCGAUGAAUAAGGAUGGCUCUGGUUUGGGAGAGGAAGUGGCCCAAAGUCAGUCAUUACGCGAGGAUCCAAAAGGGGCUCAUGAAUUACUCAUCGGUUCUCUGCAGGGACAAGAAAGUUCUCCUAAGCUCUUCACUCUUUCCUCUGUGGAGAUGAUGAAAAAGCAGGCACCGGCGAGCAACACUGUGCCACAAAAACAGAAGGAGGAAAUCAUAAUUUCAGAUUUCAAAAGAACGUCUCCGACAAGGAUGGAUGAGUUGGAUGUAAAUGUGGAAGAGAGCCUUGAGUACAAAAGCACAGGACCUGCUGUUGACCUAAACGUGGGGAAAGACACCAGUUUAGCCCAAAAUAGGUCAGCAGAGACGAACAGGGACAGACCGGCAGGGGCCGAGGUGGUUAUUAAAAAUGCAGUUCCUGAAAGAAAAGAUGGCUUUGAUGUAGAAUUGGGAGAUUCUGAAAGUGCAGAUAAGAAAACUGUGGAAUUAGCGUUUGUAACAAAGAUAGAUAAAAAAGACGAACUCCCCAACACAGAAGAAGGACGUACUUUUUCAGAUAUGGCAGAUGAAAGUAAUGCCUCCAAAGACGAGCGCAGGAGCGAAAGCGAUAUUCUCGCCAGUGUAUAUGCACGGGCCCUCAGGACAAAGUCCCCAUCAUCUAAGAACACUUCCAUCCAAGACCCAAAGCAGGAAAAGGCAGAGGAUGUGAUUCCCUCUAUUGUGAUUGUACCAUCUGAGUCAUCAGAGCCUAAAGACGUGGAAAGUGUGGAAAGUGGGACAUCUGCCCCAGAAGCACCUGCAGAAACACCUGCUACUCCCUCCUUUGUGGUCGACACCUGGGAGGAUGAAGGCGUGGACUCGGAGGAUGAUAGCAGCUCAGUGUCCAGCUAUGGCUCUGAUCUCUCUGGGAGAAGAGGCUUUUCUGCUAGUACGCUCUCAGUCACAGAGCGCACUGGUAGUUUGCUGAGUGUGUACAGUGAUGCGGGGGAUUUCGGGAACGUGAUGGUGCAGGGAUCUGUGGAGUUCGCUCUAAUGUACAGUCCCUCUGGAGAACUGGUCAUUAUGGUGGAACAGUGUCAGGACCUGGCCAUCGCAAACCCACGCAAACAACGGACAGACCCAUAUGUGAAGACCUACCUCUAUCCAGACAAAAGAAGCAAGAGAAAGACUUCCAUCAAGAAACGCACAGUGAACCCCGUCUUUGUGGAAUCUUUGAGAUACAAAGUGAAGCGUGAAGAAUUGCCUGGAAAGACUCUGAACUUGUCUGUGUGGCACAAUGACUCGCUGGGCAGAAAUGUCUUUCUGGGUCAGGUGGAGCUCAGUCUGAAAAACUGGGACUGGGGACAUCAGGCGCUCACCUGGUACAACCUCCAGCCCAAGAAUGCUGAUAAUCAGGAAUCCCAGGAAUAUUGCGGACUGCUGUCUGUCUCUCUGAAAUAUAUACCUCCAGAACCCAGAGGGAGCUCUAAGCUCGGUACAGGAGAGAUUCAUGUCUGGCUGCGGGAGGCGAGACAGUUACGUCGCCUGAAGGCUCAGGGAGUCAACUCGUUCGUGAAGUGUUACAUGUUGCCGGACACCAGUAAGAAGAGCCGUCAGAAGACCCGCGUGGUGAAGAAAUCUCUGAACCCCGUCUAUAACCAUACGAUGGUGUACGACGGCUUCAGACCAGAUGAAGUGCGCGAGGCCUGCUGUGAACUGACCGCUUGGGACAACAACAAACUCUCCAACCAGUUCCUCGGAGGGGUUCGCCUCAGCCUCGGCACAGGGCAGAGUUACGGUAAGAAGGUGGACUGGAUGGAUUCGGCGAAUGAGGAGGUUGAAGUCUGGCAAAAAAUGAUGGCAAAACCGAACAGCUGGGUUGAGGCUGAUCUUCCUCUGAGGGCUUCAAUGACUCCCAGGAAAUGAGAGAAAAUGAAGGCAGCGGUGAUUCAGGCGGUGUACAGCCUUAUUGAUUGAUUAUUGUGGAUGAUUCAGAAUUAUGUAAAACAAAAUGUCUCUCCACCAGGAAUGGAUAAAUAACGUGUUUUAUACUUCUUAAAAAUAUGAUAAAACAAUGUCUCCGACAUGAAGAAGUGAAUUCAUAACUAUUUCAUGUAGUAACUUUCUGUGAGGGAGUUUUUAGAGGUGGAUGUCUGGUUCCUAUCACCACCACUGUGAACAAUUCUGACUUCUCUAGAACGAAGCAUUUCAGGCCACAUAUAUCUUAAUUGGGCAGAAAAAUUUAAAAAGUGGUGGAAUUCCCCUUCAACAUUUGGAAAUGGGCAGAAUUUUUUUGUAUUUGCGAAUAAAAUGAGAUGAUGGAUGGAUG